AUGACAAGCAAACGGGAAAAGUCACUGGAUCAUACAUUGGAGCUAAAAAUACCGUUCGAAACGGAACGACAAGCAACAAUAGCAACCAAGGUUCUAUCUCCGGACCCGAUUUUGAAACCACAAGAUUUCCAAGUAGACUACAGCUCCGAGAAAAAUGUCAUGCUGGUCCAGUUUAGAAGCAUUGAUGAUAGGGUACUUCGUGUGGGUGUCAGCAGUAUUAUAGACAGUAUCAAGACCAUUGUAGAGGCUAUGGACGUUCUAUCAUAA
Molecule: messenger RNA, 267 nt
Organism: Saccharomyces paradoxus
Lineage: Eukaryota; Fungi; Ascomycota; Saccharomycetes; Saccharomycetales; Saccharomycetaceae
Gene: PCC1
Product: chromatin DNA-binding EKC/KEOPS complex subunit PCC1
Exons: 2
Coding region: 1-267 (88 amino acids)
Cellular component (GO): EKC/KEOPS complex
Source: RefSeq, a predicted model, not a curated record